Messenger RNA from Micropterus salmoides (largemouth bass), 1500 nucleotides. RefSeq lists its product as uncharacterized. The record is from RefSeq and is a predicted model, not a curated record. Bases 1 to 1500 code for a protein of 499 amino acids. Gene Ontology annotation, molecular function: nucleic acid binding. Lineage: Eukaryota; Metazoa; Chordata; Actinopteri; Centrarchiformes; Centrarchidae. The transcript has 5 exons.
AUGAAACUUGGAUCAACGUUGAGGUGGCGACUGCUCCAUGUCAGGAGCUCAACAGAGGAGGCCGAGGCCCUCAAGCAGUGUCGAGCCAGCGCAGUGAGGGCGACCAUCCGGAAAUACCUCCGCAGGGAACAGAAGCGGACACAGCUGGCUAAAGUAAAACUCUCCAAAAUCCUGGAAAACCUCGAGGAGAAAAAGAAAAUGGAGGCAAUGUAUGAGGAAAGUCCCGCUGCGGCCUGUACGCAGAGUCACCCAGCAGGAGCAAUGGCGCCGGAAAACACCACGCAGUACCUGAUGAAUAACGUGUACGAAGACAUGAAAACAAACAAUCACCAGGCUGUUCCAAUCUUGCAUCAAACAUCUGCAGAUUUGUAUAGUGAAUUUCUUUCGCCCAGGAAUGUGUACACUGCACUGGACUCUGGUUAUGAGAGCUGUCUUGCCUUUCAACAGCGGGACUUUGAGGAAGCGUUCCACCUGUGCUGCGGCGCACUGGAUGGUGCCCGCCCAGUAGAGAGCGCCCUUGAGCACAGCGUGGCGCCGCCCAGAGGAACGAAUCAAACGCACCUCAGCUCUGGCCUCGCCACGGAUUGUGAAACUCAGGUCAUCCCUGCCAGGACAAAUGGCUCGGCUGUGCGACAGGAGCAGAAGACCAAGGCGGGUCUUCACGUGACUGACAUAAGUGUGUCCCCAAGUGCAGUCGCAAAAACUAUCAAGCGCUACAAUGAAACUGGCUCACAUGAGGACCGCCCCAGGAAAGGAAGACCAAGAGUCACCUCUGCUGCUGAGGAUAAGUUCAUCCGAGUCACCAGCCUCAGAAAUCGCAGGUUAAUAGCAGCUCAGAUUAGAGACCAGCUGAAUGCCACACAGAGUUCUAGCAGCAGACACAUCUCUAGAACAACUGUUAAGAGGAGACUGCGCGAAUCAGGCCUUCAUGGUCAAGUAGCUGCUAGGAAACCACUGCUAAGGAGAGGCAACAAAAAAGGUGAACGAAUGGAUUCUACAUGCCUGGUUCCCACCGUGAAGCAUGGAGGAGGAGGUGUGAUGGUGUGGGAGUGCUUUGCUGGUGACACUGUUGGGGAUUUAUUCAAAAUUGAAGGCAUACUGAACCAGCAUGGCUGCCACAGCAUCCUGCAACAUGCCAUCCCAUCCGGUUUGCGUUUAGUUGGACCAUCAUUUAUUUUACAACAGGACAAUGACCCCAAACACACCUCCAGGCUGUGUAAGGGCUAUUUGACCAAGAAGGAGAGUGAUGGAGUGCUGCGCCAGAUGACCUGGUCUCCACAGUCACCGGACCUGAACCCAAUUGAGUUGGUUUGGGGUGAGCUGGACCGCAGAGUGAAGGCAAAAGGGUCAACAAGUGCUAAGCAUCUCUGGGAACUCCUUCAAGACUGUUGGAAAACCAUUUCAGGUGACUACCUCUUGAAGCUCAUCAAGAGAAUGCCAAGAGUGUGCAAAGCAGUAAUCAGAGCAAAAGGUGGCUUCUUUGAAGAAACUAUUAUAUAA